AUGGGAGCAAUGAGGGUUUGGAGUGUGCUUGUGGUGAUGGCGGUGGCCAUGGCGACGUUUGGGGAGUGUGGGUCAUCACACCACGCGGCUCCGGCGCCGGCGGUGGACUGCUCGACCCUGAUCUUGAACAUGGCGGACUGCUUGUCCUUUGUGUCCAAUGGGAGCACCGAUACAAAGCCCGCAGGGACUUGCUGCAGCGGCCUCAAGACCGUCCUCAAAGCUGACGCUGCCUGCCUCUGCGAGGCCUUCAAGAGCAGCGCUCAACUCGGCGUCGUUUUGAACAUCACCAAGGCCGCCUCCCUCCCCGCUGCCUGCAAAGUCUCCGCUCCUUCUGCCACCAACUGUGGAUUAUCUAUCACUCCUGCAGCUGCUCCUGGUCUCUCGCCGGGAUCUUCUCCAACAUCAUCUGUUGCUGCUACACCUGAGUCGUCUGCUGGAGGGAACGAGCUAGCACCUGCUUCUCCGCCAGGGGCCUCGGGUUCUCUUAUGCUUGCCAGUUCAGUUGGAUCCCUGCUUGUUGGUCUUGUAGUUGCAUCAUUCCCUUGUUUCUGA
This is a messenger RNA of Prunus armeniaca (apricot), 552 nucleotides long. The record is from the annotation of a GenBank genome assembly. NCBI's taxonomy places the organism in Eukaryota, Viridiplantae, Streptophyta, Magnoliopsida, Rosales, Rosaceae.